Molecule: messenger RNA, 2046 nt
Organism: Dermacentor albipictus
Lineage: Eukaryota; Metazoa; Arthropoda; Arachnida; Ixodida; Ixodidae
Source: RefSeq, a predicted model, not a curated record
AUCGGCAGAAGAAGACGACGACGUCAGCUCCGAGCACUCGUUCUCCUGCUGUCCUCCGACAAAGCGAUUUUUUUCGCCUUGACGUUCCCCGAAGAUACAAGGCGUUGCUGGUCUCGGCGUGUCUAUCCCGCAUACUGACCCUGUCCUCACCGUCGAGACCAGCCACCGGACGUCUUCGCCUUCAAUACGCCACCUGCGCUUCAUACACCAUGGGUGAUGAACAGGGCUCCGGUGGAGAUGAAAACGAUUCCCCUGCUGCUGCUGCUGCUGCUGCUGCUGCUGCUGCUGCUGCUGCUGGCCAGGUGAACUCUACCGCCGGGCUCGCCGUCGCUGCCCCAGCGGUACCCGCAGCGCUGGUUCCAGCCACGGGGAUGUCAGCCUUCACGAUCCUGGCCGGCAUCGCCACAAUCCUAACAGUGGGCGUGGUUGCCAUCGCUCUCACUUGGUAUCUCUUGAAAGAGACGCCAGCCGAAAAGGAGCCGCCGAAACCACUGACGAUUACUAAGAAGUUGACCCCGUUGCCGCCCACGUUGCCGCCCACGUUGCCGCCCGCGUUGCCGCCCACGUUGCCGACCACCCCCAGCUCGACGACGACAGUUGCACCAGUCGUACGAGGGCCGCCGAUGAUCUGCACGUACAACAUUCGAAAAUAUACAGCGCGUUCACCACUCCCUGCUGACGGCUUUUGUGACCAGAUAUACCUAGACUCUGUGUGCAAAGACCCGCCCUGCAGCCCAGGUGUACCAUGGAGCCCCACAGGAGCUAUCACUGCGUUUCUCGACGCUGCUAAAGAAGCAAGAACGAGGAACAAGAGAACAAGGCUGGGCCUGGCUUUCGACUCUCAUGCCAGUGACAGCUUAUCGAUAUUCGACACUGACGAUAAGAGGAAACUAAUCACCGAGGAUCUGUGGGACACUUACAAAUGUUCCUACUAUGCAUCCCUUCAAAAUAACAUCCGCUCGUUCAGCAUUGUGACGCUGGCAGCGGGACUAUGGAACCGACUGCGUUUCUUAAGAAAGCAACUGGAGAGCCUUAGUGGAGUGCAAAACGAUUUCGGGUUGGUGCUGGGUGUCACGAGUACGGACAUACCAAGGAUGAUUCACAAAGUGCUUGAAGACUACGUGAGCACUCCACCGUACUGGACUAAUUUUAUUAUCAUCAGCCACACAUCAUUCGAAAACUACGCCCUGCCACCAUACAAUGAUAAAGCCAGCUUUGAUUUGACGAACUGUUAUAUUGUGCCACCUACUAUACAUAAUUACAGCAGUCACUACAACCAGACCUACUACGGCACUUUGGAGGACUCAUCGAAGUUCCUGCAAAUACUUCUGCAUGCGUCCCAGAAGGUUCCGGUAUCGGUGUCGGUGACGUUGAAAGGCCGCUGGUUUACGUCAAAAGCGCCCGUAGACGAAAACAGGGAGAUUUUCAAGAAGUGCACGAAACUAAACGAAACCACGGACGCACCACCGAACUCUGUCUGCUAUUCCAAGCCUCAAGGCAAAUACUUCUAUAACAAAAACUAUGAGUCAGCGUUUUACAACGAGAGUACUCGGGUCUUUACGUUUGACACGGAAGAGGCACUGAGGGCUAAGAUGUGUGCCUACAAGGAAAGAGUAAAAAAUUUAAACUUCACUUUCGCCGUGUACGACAUUGAUGCCGACAAGCCCUUGGCCGCGUGCAAUGAAACCAAAUACACGGGCCAAUACAAGAGGCUGAGGCUGCUCCGCAAGCUGAUGGACUUCAUGCAGAAGUACACCGACAAGAAGGACUGCGAAAGACUAUACUAGCAAAUGUUUCCAGUGGCUGUGGUGCGUGGCGUAGGGAAUAGACCUGAUGCCGGAUCGUCUACUAUGAUUAUUCGUAAAGACUGCACAUUGCUUUUGCGUGUAUAUACCUCUUUCUUUUAUAAUCUAGCUACCCUAUGUUAUUCAGCCACCUGUACACUGUAUGUUUUUUUCACAAAACGUUCCUUUAUUAUUAUUACCUUAGUUUCAUAAGAUAUUCCGUGUUUAAAGACUCGAUUGUGUGAUAAAAUACGUCGAUCAU